Zootoca vivipara (common lizard) is the source of this 2397-nucleotide messenger RNA. The record is from RefSeq and is a predicted model, not a curated record. NCBI's taxonomy places the organism in Eukaryota, Metazoa, Chordata, Lepidosauria, Squamata, Lacertidae.
GGAUCCACACUCUGGGAUCUGAGCUGGAGGCUUCCUUGGGGCUCAGAUCAAAGAUGGAAAAGCAGGAUUCUGCUGCGGUUGAAGCAGGAAGAGGCCCUGACACCAUCAAGAUUGGAAGCACUGAGAACUUCUGGAAAAGAACCGUGCAGAAGAAGAUCCUGGGCGAAGGUGUUUUCCAUUCCAAAGUACAGCACCAACACUUCAGAAACUUCAAAGACGUCUACUACCAGGAGGCCAAGGGACCUCGAGAGGUUUGCAGCCAACUCCGCCACCUCUGCCAUGAGUGGCUCAAGCCAGAGCAAAACACCAAGGCUCAGAUCCUGGACCUGGUGAUCCUGGAGAAAUUCCUGGCUGUCCUCCCCCCGGAGAUGGAGAACUGGGUGAAGGAUCAGGGAGCGGAGACCAGUUCCCAGGCAGUGGCCCUGGCAGAAGGUUUCCUCCUGAGCCGGGCAGAGGACCAGAAGCAGGAAGAGCGGCAGGUGAGAGACAGUUUAAUGAAAGGGCCUAAAAAACAUGAGGGAGGUCAACUCAAAACUCACUAUAAUUGGCCAACUUUUUCAGACAGCGAGAGCCUGUUGGAUCAGGCCAGUGGUUGAUCUGUUCCAGCAUCCUGUUCUCACAGUGACCAACCAAAUGGCCAUCUGUCUUGGAUUUUUUAGUUAAGAUUCCUGCAUUGCAGGGGGUUGGCCUGGAUGACCUUUGUGGUCCCUUCCAGCUCUACCAUUCUGAUGCCUGUAGGAAGCCUCAAGGACCGCCUCUUUCCAUAUGAACCUACCCAGACCCUGAGAUCAUCUUCUGAGGCCCUUCUUCGUUUGCCUCCUCCUCUAGAGGUCCGGAGGAUGACAAGGCGAGAACAGGGCCUUCUCUGCAGUGGCUCCCUGUCUGUGGAAUGCUCUCCCCAGGGAUGUUCGCCUGGCGCCUUCAUGAUACACAUUUAGGCACCAGGCAAAAACAUCCCUUUUUAACCAGGCCUUUGGUUGAUCUGAUUUACAUCCUUUAAAAAAAUUUUGUGGGGGUCGGGGAAGGCUAUUUCGUUGUUUUUAUUUUUAUUAUGUAUUUUGUGGUUUUGCAUCUUGAUUUUAUUCUGUGAGCUGCCCUGAGACCCCCAAGUAUAGAGCAGUAUAUGAAUUCAAUAAAUAAACAAUAUAAAAUAAAUAAGCCAGCAAAAUGCACCUGAGAGGAACAGCAUUCAGUCUACCUCCAAUUCCCAGCAAUUGAACAGUACUGAGCGGUAGAACGUAGCCAUUAUGUCUAGGAGGUGUUGAUAAUCGUAUCCAUGGAUCUGUCCAGUCUUUUUCAAAAACCACCAAAUCGUCUUGUGGGAGCGAGUUCCAUAGUGUAACCAUGAGUAAAGUACAAGGGACGCGUUGCUCAGUCCCAGCUCCUGCCCACCUAGCAGUUUGAAAGCACGUCAAAAUGCAAGUAGAUAAAUAGGAACCGCUACAGCGGGAAGGUAAACGGCGUUUCCAUGUGCUGCUCUGGUUUCACCAGAAGCGGCUUAGUCAUGCUGGCCACAUGACCUGGAAGCUGUACGCCAGCUCCCUCGGCCAAUAAAACGAGAUGAGCACCGCAACCUCAGAGUCGGGUACGACUGGACCUAAUGGUCAGGGGUCCCUUGAGGUUCAGCAGCAACAAGGGGAAGGACGCUUUGACAGCUGUCAAAAGCUGUCAAAUUGCUAAAGGACUAAGAAAGACGAUUUUAUUUCUGUGAAUUGGAAAAAUUGAUUCAAAAGGUUUUAAAAGGAUUUAAGUGGAUUGUAAAUUUGAAAUCUGAUGAGGUUAAAGACAAAGGAUAAGAACAGCCAAGAUGGAGCCGACAACGUGGUAGAGAGGAAUUUUCCAGUACCCUUUGGCCCUUAUCUCUGGUCUGCCUGUGGUUAAGUGAGUUAUGAAAACAAAGUUCUCUCGAGCUUUCCAGGAGGCAGUGCGGGGCUACCUACAAAUAUGGGAAGAUAUUUACAAGGAAAGGCAAUGUUUGAAUCCAACAGAAAAGGAGAAUGAGGUGCAAGAGCAAGAUUUAGAGGACAAUUUUGAAUACGAGACUGUGUGUGAGAAGCAACAACUUGAGGACAAUUUGGAGACUGAUUUAGACCAAAAGAAAUAUGUGUUGGAUGAUGAAAAACAAAGAUCUGAACAAGGAGACGAGGCCGACAAGGAGAAGCAAAGUGAAGAGAAGAUUGAUGGAAGUGAAAUUCCUGGAGAGACUGAAAUGUUGAAUGGUGUUAGUGAAGGGAGGGAAAGGCAGAAAGAGGGGGGAGCAAAGGCCUGGAAGUGGAAGUGGGAUAGAAUUGGUGUGGGGUAAAAAUUUUAGUUUAAGGUAUACUUUUGGCUUAUGAAUAACGUUGUCGGAGUCUUGGCCUGCUAAAGGAUAUGCUGAUCCAAUUGGGAGGAGGGACA